Messenger RNA from Notolabrus celidotus (New Zealand spotty), 541 nucleotides. Its product is annotated as mitochondrial import inner membrane translocase subunit TIM50-like. The annotation marks the transcript as partial. The record is from RefSeq and is a predicted model, not a curated record. Gene Ontology annotation, molecular function: phosphoprotein phosphatase activity. The transcript is spliced from 5 exons. NCBI's taxonomy places the organism in Eukaryota, Metazoa, Chordata, Actinopteri, Labriformes, Labridae.
AUGACGGCCAAUCAUGACCUCAGGGACCCCUCAGGACCUCUUAGGGACCUCAGGGAGCGGGGCCGAAUAUUCCCUGAUGAGCUUAGGGACCGGGAGCCUCCGGUCGUCCAGCAGCUGAAACGAACCUUCAAAUACUUCCAGGAUUACCGACAGAUGAUCAUCGAGCCGACGAGCCCGAAGCUGCUGCCCGACCCCCUGAAGGAGCCGUACUACCAGCCCCCCUACACGCUGGUGUUAGAGCUCACUGACGUCCUGCUGCACCCGGAGUGGUCGUUGGCGACAGGUUGGAGGUUUAAGAAACGCCCGGGCAUCGAUUAUCUGUUCCAGCAGCUCGCUCCGCUCUACGAGAUCGUCAUCUUCACCGCAGAGACCGGCAUGACGGCGUAUCCUCUCAUCGACAGCAUCGACCCUCAGGGCUUCGUCAUGUACCGUCUGUUCAGAGACGCAACGCACUACAUGGAGGGACAUCAUGUCAAGGUACGGCGUGUGUGUGUGUGUGUGUGUGGCAAGGACAAACUUCCUUUAACAGGCAGAAACCUCC